ACUUGGUUGUAACAAGUAUCAUUUGAACAUAAUCUGGUUGAAACUACCCACAUUUGAGAGGACAAAUGUAACAGACUUUCAGGGGGGAAAGUGCACCUCAAUGAGGCGUGUCUGUACUACAGAAGCACUUCAAUGGAAACAAAGCAUAAAACAAAACCACGUUUCUGCCUGGUGUGAUCUGACUAAAGAGCAGUAAUCAUUCACGACUGUGUGGAAUCCAGUGAUGUCAUUUCUUUCUAACAUCAUUAAACAAGGCUAAGGAGAUGGCAAAGUGACCAUAACAGGUAAUAAAGAAAGACGCAGUAUUUCAAUUCAAUAUCAGACAAAAUGGCGCCGUUACAUUAAACUGAUUGAUAGGGUGAAGAAAUGUGACUGUACGCAGUAACCUACAUUAUUACGAGCCUUUUCAUGAGUCUGCUUUUUGAACUGUUUGUCCAUGUAGAGAAUACGGUCCAGAACUGUCGAGGCACACAGGAUUCCUCCGUGCCGAGCCAUCUCGUAACAGAACACGUCCUGGCCUGGGGUUCAGAACAAGAAAAAGGGUUUGCUGAAAUGAAAACUACUGAUGGGUAAAUAAAGAAUCAUGAACACUUACCACGCUGCACGUUGGUCUCCUUCUAACAACGGAUGUUAGAGAAGAUCCCACCACAAACGGACCAAGCAGUGUGGUUAGGAGGACUGGACAUUGGAGAACGUCCUUGACGGAAAAGGAUCCUGGAUGUGGGAGGAGAUCCUGGCCGGAAGGGAUCGCCUCCCAUGGGAACAGGUGGAAGCAGCGAGGGAGUCCGGCAAUGAAGCAAGAACGAGAUGCAGCCCCAAAAAAAUGUUUGGUGAGGGGCACACAGGGAGAUUGGAGGAGUCAGGUUGUAGACCUGAGCCAACUCCCCGUGCUUACCGUGGGGAGAGAAUGACUGGUCAAGCACAGUGUUAUCCGGUUCUGAGCACCAUGCCUUUCGGUGCUCAGCCACAGCCCGGUGCGCUUUGUGCAAACUCCCCGCAGUGGCCGUGCUAAAGUGGGCAUUCAGCCAGGACGGAUUGUGCCGGCUCAGCGUUCCUGGCCUCCGGUGCAUCUCUUCGGCCCAGGUUAUCCUGCACCAGCUCUACGCAAGGAGUCCCCGGUUCGCCAGCAAAGCCCAGUGCUGCCUGUUCCAGCUCCCCGCACAUGCCGGGCUAAGGGGGGUAUCCAGCCAGGAUGAGUUAUGCCAGCUCUGCGCUCCAGACCUCCGGUGCGCCUCCCCGGUCCAGUGUGUCCUGCGCCGGCUCUAUGCACUAUGCCCCCAGUGCACCGUCAUAGCCCAGUGCGUCCUGUGCCAGCUCUCCACACUCACCGAGCUAGAGUGGGUAUCCAGCCAGGAUGUGUUGUGGCAGCUCCACUCACUAGGCUGCCAGUAUGUCUCCUCAGUCCGGUGAGAUCUGUUCCGGCUCCACGUUCAAAGCCCCCAGUGAUGAUCCAUGGUCCGAAGCCUCCAGUGAUGAUCCAUGGCCUGAAGACUCCAGUGAUGAUCCACGUCACGAAGCCUCCAGUGAUGAUCCACGGCACGGAGCCUCCAGUGAUUAUCCACGGCCCGGAGCCUCCAGCGACGAUCCACGGCCCGGAGCCUGCAGCGACGAUCCACGGCCCGGAGCCUGCAGCGACGAUCCACGGCCCGGAGCCUGCAGCGUCGAUCCACGGCCCGGAGCCUGCAGCGACGAUCCACGGCCCGGAGCCUGCAGCGACGAUCCACGGCCCAGAGCCUGCAGCGACGAUCCACGGCCCGGAGCCUGAUCCACUGCUCGGAGCCUGCAGCGAAGGUCCCCGGUCCGGGUGGUCUGGUUUCUCCGGCGAUGAUCUGCGGCCCGGUUCCUCCAGUGAAGGUCCAUGCACCAGGGCCACCACCAAAGCAAAGGGAACUGCGGGCGGAGGGGGGUCUACGUCCCGCACCAGAGCCACCGCCGUGAAGCAAUGCCCACCUUCACUCUGA
Molecule: messenger RNA, 1961 nt
Organism: Oncorhynchus gorbuscha (pink salmon)
Lineage: Eukaryota; Metazoa; Chordata; Actinopteri; Salmoniformes; Salmonidae
Product: pollen-specific leucine-rich repeat extensin-like protein 3
Exons: 2
Coding region: 1200-1961 (253 amino acids)
Source: RefSeq, a predicted model, not a curated record